Rhagoletis pomonella (apple maggot) is the source of this 2002-nucleotide messenger RNA. RefSeq names its product cytochrome P450 CYP12A2-like. The transcript is spliced from 6 exons. Gene Ontology annotation, molecular function: oxidoreductase activity, acting on paired donors, with incorporation or reduction of molecular oxygen; iron ion binding; monooxygenase activity. NCBI's taxonomy places the organism in Eukaryota, Metazoa, Arthropoda, Insecta, Diptera, Tephritidae. The record is from RefSeq and is a predicted model, not a curated record. The coding region runs from base 122 to 1705 and encodes 527 amino acids.
GCAAGCGUUGAGAUAUUCAGUUCUACAUAUAGGCAAGCGAGUGUUGCAGUUCCUUUGUUAGUUUUGCAUAUUCAAUUUAUUCUAAAAGUGUUUGAUUAAUAAAUUAACUUGCGUAAACAAAAUGUUAUCGCGUUAUCUACUGCAACGUUCGUUGAGUGCAACGUCAAUGAGACGAUAUGCGACUGCGGCACCACAGGCACAGAUAAGCGAAACAGUGUCUACUGCCGAUGCUUUGGAAAAUGCACGUCCAUUUUCAGAGAUUCCUGGGCCAAGCAAAUAUGAACUUAUUCGUGGAUUUAUGCCAGGAGGAGAAUACUCCAAAAUAACCUUUACUGAAGCAACGAGGAUAAUGCAAAAAAAAUAUGGAUCAAUAUUCCACUUUCCCGCCCUUUUUGGCAAACCUGAAAUUAUAAUGGAUCUCAAUCCGCUCGAUUAUCCCAUAAUAUUUCGUAACGAAGGUAUAUGGCCCGAACGACGCUCCUUCGAGACAUUCGUUUACCAUCGCACGGUGCAUCGUCCAGAUGUAUUUCAAGGCGUUAAUGGACUUAUCACAACAGGUGGCGAAGAAUGGGCGAAAAUGCGCACAGCUGUCAACCCAGUUUUGAUGCAACCUCGUAAUGCCAAGCUCUACUUAAAUACGCUAUUGGAAAUAAACAACGACUUUUUAGAGAGAAUUCGUGACAUACGGGAUCCGAAAACACUUGAGGUACCUGCUGACUUCCACGACGACCUGAAUCGUCUUACCUUGGAAGGUGUAACAGGUGUUGCCCUCAACACUCGUCUAGGAAUGAUACAUAAAAAUCGGGAUGCACCAGAAACAAAAAUUCUUUUGAAAUCGAUACGCAACUUCUUUGACUACUCUGAAGACUUGGAAGUUAAGCCUUCGAUUUGGAAGAUUGUGAAAACACCCAAAUUCUACAAACUUAUGGACGCACUGGAUAAACUCACCGAUUUGUGCAACAAAUAUAUCGAUGAAGCUUUGAAACAAAUUGAAUUGGACAAAGAUGGAAAAUUCACCUCGGAAGUGGGUAAGGAAAAGAGUGUGUUGGAAAAACUAUUACGCAUUGAUAGACGCAUCGCUGUGGUAAUGGCGUUGGAUAUGAUGAUGGCCGGUGUGGAUACUACAAGCUCCACGUUAGUGGGUAUUUUAUUUUGCAUCGCCAAAAAUCCGGACAAGCAAGCGAAACUUUUCGAAGAGCUCAACCGUAUAUUGCCUAGUAAGGAUUCGCAACCGACAAUUGAAAGUAUGCAAAACCUGCCCUAUUUGCGCGCCUGCAUAAAGGAGGGUAUGCGCUAUUAUCCCAUCAUUUCUGGCACAAUGCGUCGGCUACCGAACGACGUGGUAUUAAGUGGCUAUCAUAUACCGGCUGGCACCGAUAUUUCGGUCAGUUCUAACUUGUUGCUUCGCAAUGAGAACUUCGUGGUCGAACCGAAUAAAUUCAUACCAGAACGUUGGCUACGCAAUGAUACCGAAGGCAAGAAAUAUCAGCUCGAUAAUCCUUUCCUGUUUCUACCCUUCGGUUUUGGCCCACGCAGCUGUGUAGGGAAGCGCAUUGUAGAUUUAGAAUUGGAAGUAACUUUGGCUCGGCUGGUGCGAAAUUUCGUGAUAGAGUUUAAUUAUUCAACGGAAAACGCGUUCGUACCAAAACUCGUACUUCAGCCAGCUAUUCCAUUGAAAUUCAAAUUCGAGGAGAGAAAAGCGUGAAGAGUUAUCAUGGUCCCUUUGUUUAUAGAUAGUGUUAAAUAAUACUGAACUAAUAUUAAGUACUUACCUAUACAUAUGCGUUCGUAUGCAACCAAAUAAUUGAGGUGAUAAGGUGAUAAAAGAACCCAAAAUGUAUGAUAAGAAUAUUUUAAAAACAAACUUAUGGACGCACAGUGCAUGUUCCUUAGAACCGUAACAAAGAAAUAAUCAAUAUACAUAGUAAAUACACAUUUAUUAUUUGAUAAUGAAAUCUGCAUUGAUAAAGUAUUUAUAUGUUAGUGUUAUUGAUUUGAAAUA